Spea bombifrons (plains spadefoot toad) is the source of this 1030-nucleotide messenger RNA. RefSeq names its product olfactory receptor 6F1-like. Gene Ontology annotation, biological process: G protein-coupled receptor signaling pathway. Gene Ontology annotation, cellular component: membrane. The record is from RefSeq and is a predicted model, not a curated record. Gene Ontology annotation, molecular function: olfactory receptor activity; G protein-coupled receptor activity. NCBI's taxonomy places the organism in Eukaryota, Metazoa, Chordata, Amphibia, Anura, Pelobatidae. The coding region runs from base 1 to 1008 and encodes 335 amino acids. The transcript has a single exon.
AUGGAUUGUGAAAUGUUAUCUUACAUCAUACUUAACCUUCUUUAUGAAGCAGAUACAGAAGAUGGGAAUAUGGACUUACAGAACACAACAAACAUCCCUGACUUUAUUUUGCUGGGCUUCCCUUUGCAUCAUGAGAUAAAGAAACUUCUAUUUACAAUUGUCUUGGCUUCAUAUUGUAUCACAUUGGUAACCAAUAUGCUAAUAAUCAUAGUAGUGAAGGUGAAUCCCAAGCUUCAUAUUCCUAUGUAUAUUUUCCUAUGCAACUUCUCAGUGAUGGAGAUUGGUUACACUACCGUCAUUAUUCCCAAGAUGCUGUCUGUGCUGUUGAUUGAACGUGUCACUAUAUCUAUGCAUGGAUGUCUGACCCAGUUCUACUUUGUAUUCUUUUCGGGCUCGAUUGAAAAUGUACUCUUAGCUAUUAUGGGCUAUGAUCGCUACCUAGCAAUUUGUAACCCUCUACGCUAUUCAUCCAUAAUGACCCAUCAAGUUUGUUGUUGGUUGGCUGUUGUGUCCUGGAUAAGUGGUUGCCUUAUUCCUAUAAUGCCAACUGUUUGGGUCUCAAAGCUGUUGUUUUGUGCUGAACGAGAAAUUGACCACUUCUUCUGUGAUUUUGGUCCACUGGUGAAGCUGUCCUGCUCUGAUACCUCAAAAGCAGUUACAACUUUCUUUGGCCAAGCUUGGAUCUUAAUCUUGAGUUGCUGUAUGGUAACUGCCAUAUCCUAUACCCUAAUUGUGUCCACAAUUCUGAAAAUUCCAACAGUUAAUGGUCGACAAAAAGCCUUUUCCACUUGUGCUUCCCACUUUACUGUGGUUAGCAUUUUCUACGGAACUAUAAUUUUCACAUAUGUGAGACCAUCAAACAUAAACACAUCUUACUUGGACAAAACUGUGUCUGUUUUUUAUUCGGUGGUGACACCACUGCUUAAUCCUAUAAUAUACAGUUUAAGAAAUGUAAGUAUUAAACAAGGUUUGCAGAAUAUGGUUCAAAGGCAUAUUAAUAUACAUUAGCAUUUUUAAAUUAGUUUGUAUU